Staurois parvus is the source of this 2020-nucleotide messenger RNA. The record is from the annotation of a GenBank genome assembly. Lineage: Eukaryota; Metazoa; Chordata; Amphibia; Anura; Ranidae.
GAAAGGCAGGGCAUAUGUGCUGGAUGCUAUGGAAGCCCUCAGGAUGAAGAUACGUCUUUUUACUUUGAUGGCAGUGGUUAUUCUAUAGUGGAGAAGACCAUGCGAUCCACAUCAACACAGAUAGUCAUACAUUUUCGGACAUUCUCACCAAAUGGUCUCCUGCUUUAUCUUGCCUCUAAUGAAACGAGAGAUUUCUUGUCCCUGGAAAUAGUGGAUGGAAAGUUGAGACUGUCAGUGGAACUUGGUUCAGGACCUUUGAUAUUAACAACUGACGGACGUUACAAUGAUGGCAACUGGUAUAAAGUUGCUUUCCAACGGACCAAAAAGCAAGGUUUCCUAGCUGUUAUGGACUCCUUCAACUCCAGUAAUCGAGAGACCAACAGGGUGAACCACCUGGUACAGCAUCAGACUUGAAUAGGUCAGACAAAGAUCCCAUAUACAUCGGUGGCCUUCCUAGGUCCAGAGUGGUAAGGAGACAACUAGUCAGCAGAUCCUAUGUUGGUUGUAUAAGGAAUUUGGAAAUUUCAAGAUCAAACUUUGACUUGCUAAGAAAUGCUUAUGGUGUAAGAAAAGGCUGUAAAUUAGAGCCUACUCGCAGUAUAACUGUUCUUAAUGAAGGCUAUGUAGAAAUGCAGCCUGUGUCUUUACUCCCCGAGUCUGAGCUCAUGGUGUCGUUUUCCACUCUCAAUGAUACGGGCAUAAUUCUGGCUGGGUUUGGCAAAGCAACGGUGAAACGUAGUCGCAGGCAGGCUCAGCUGCCAUUUUUUGCAUUAAUGUUGGUAAACGGCCAUGUUGAAUUACACAUUAAUCCUGUGGAUGGAGCAAGCACAAGAAAAACAGUCAUUAAAUCACCUAAUGGGACCUAUAGUGAUGGUCAAGAACAUUCCAUUAUUCUCAUUCGUAACAAAAGGAUGAUAAGCGUGCAGGUUGAUGAAGGGAAACCAGCAGAGGUGAAACUCAAUGGUCCAUCUGUGGAUACGGCUUUGCCAUAAAUACUUCUAGUUUUUUCAUUGGCGGGGUGCCUGGGACAAUGGGCGCUACCAUGCUCAGGACAAGUCAGUCUUUCUACGGAUGCAUUCAGAAUUUGAUUUUAAAUAUGGAGCAAUUGGAUUUCACUAUGGUUAUUAAGUAUGAAAAAGUUCAAAUGGAUAGCUGCAUGCUAACAGAGAAGCCUGCUGUCAACAAUGAGGAACCAGACAUACAACCGACAGUAAUACCGUCUGUCACAGAAAAGAAAUUAUCUCUGACCACACCCAUACAGAAAUCCUAUGUCACUAAGGCAUUUGAGUGUGCACAAGAGGUGCUGCCUGGUCAUGUACCUGAUGCUCACCAGUUUGGUCUCACUACAGGAAGCCAUAUGAUCUUGCCUUUUGACCAGACUGCAGUCAGAAGAAAACUCUCUGUCCAGCUCAGUCUAAGGACAUAUGCCACAAGUGGCCUCAUCUAUUAUAUGGCUCACCAAAAUCAAGUCGACUAUGCUGCUCUACAACUCUAUGAUGGAAAACUUCACUUUUUAUUUGAUAUGGGAAAAGGAAGGACUGAGACCAUCCACCCAGUUCAGAUCAACGAUGGCAAAUGGCACAUGAUUUCCACUGAAUACAUUAAAAGAAAAAGUACCGUUACUGUGGAUGGUCAAGAAUCCACUUCAACCAGUACUCCUGGUGAGAGCAACAGUCUAGAUGUGGAAGGCAAGCUGUACCUGGGAGGACUGUCACUGAGCUAUACAGCUAAAAACAUUGGAAAUGUAACCCACAGUAUCCCAGCUUGCAUCAGCAAUGUUUCUGUUAACAGCAAACAGUUAAACAGAGAAGGAGCCCUUUCUAGAUAUGGUGUGACUAAAUGUUACAUAUCAGCACAACAAGGAACUUACUUUGAUGGGACUGGAUUUGCUGCUUUAGGUAAAUGCUAAUUACUUUCUAAAUAGUAUUUUGUCAUUGCUUUUGUAAAAGUUACUUUGCUAGGCUUGUUUAAGAAAGAAGUACAAAGUGCAAAGCAUAUCUAAAAUUGUAAUAUAUUGCAG